Molecule: messenger RNA, 4083 nt
Organism: Branchiostoma floridae (Florida lancelet)
Lineage: Eukaryota; Metazoa; Chordata; Leptocardii; Amphioxiformes; Branchiostomatidae
Product: membrane progestin receptor beta-like
Biological process (GO): response to steroid hormone
Cellular component (GO): plasma membrane
Molecular function (GO): nuclear steroid receptor activity; steroid binding
Source: RefSeq, a predicted model, not a curated record
CGUUCGAUGUUCGUGUUGUUUUGACAACAGCACAACCAACAGCAACAGGCACAUGUUUGCAAGACAUGUCUGCAGCCAGGCACUGAGAUCCUUUGGGCAGACAGGAAUUGCAGAAAUCUGAUACUGCUCAGUCGAUCAGCUGUGCUGCAGUGACGUCACACCAUGCAUACCACGCAGCCGGAAAUGAAAAGCCGGCUGGCGCAGGCGUAGAGCCCGGUAUAUGGCGAUCCGGGCCGGCAGACAGCGCUGUUAAAAAAUGCAGCCGCCUCCAGAAACGAGUCCAACAAGUUUAGGUCUAUUGAUCUCGGGGUCGACUGCCCUAAAGGGUGUUGUGGAGGCGUCGUCCCUAAACAACAAGGACAAGGUAUCUAGAGCUGUGGAACAGACGAAAACUUUUCACCAGUGUAGGACCAGGAUGGUACUAAGGAAGCCACUAGAAAUACUGAAGCAGGGAAUGAUGCGGCUCCCCAGAAUGCCUUGUACCAAGCGGUCGCAAGAAGUGCCUGUGCUGUUCCGAGAACCGUACGUACACGACGGGCACCGCCCUCCGCACCAGCCCUGGCACCACUACCUCCUCAGUCUCUUCCAGAUUCACAACGAGGUGAUGAACGCAUGGACCCACCUCAUCCCCUUCUCCAUCCUCCUCUACAAUGUUUUCACCCGUACCGGUGAGCUAGACUUCAGCGCUGACCACACGAGUUGGGCCCUCCUGCUGCUCGGGUUCGGCGGCUGUUCCUUCUUGUUCCUCAGCUUCGCUGCCCACCUUUUCCAGUCCCACUCCGAGCAUGCGCACUACAUGUGCUUCAUCCCAUUUGCAGUGAUCCGUGGUUUUCGCGUGUGUUUAAACCUGUCUUCUUCCCACCUGUUGGUAGUGAGCGGUUGUUACACGUGUAUCUGUUGUUCGUACGGGAAGGUCAGGUUCAACCGACCCUAUCCACCCAUGCGCUGGGUACUGCAGAUAAGCGCCAUUGGCAGCAUGUAUGUUCUGUCCAUGUCUCCCGUCCUGCACGCGUCAUGAUGGACCACGCCCGCAACAGUAUGGACACGGUGUCAUGGAUGCACGUGGCUCACACCGCCUUCUUCAUGACAGGCGUCUUUUUCUACACGUCCAACGUACCUCAUAGGUUUCAGCCGGGCAUGUUCGACAUCGUUGGUCACGGACACCAGCUCUUCCACGUUGCCAUGGCAACAAUGGCCAUCAUACAGUUUGAGACUGUUUUUCGUGACCUUCAAUCCGGUCGCCACUUUCUGCUGUCUCGUCCGUCGGUCACGUCAAUCACGGUGCAGGCCACUGUCGUCCUUUUAUGUUGUGUAGUCAGCACUCUCACCAUGGCGGCUAAAGUGCGCAGAAAGCUGAAGAACAAAGUACAGUAAUUAAGUCGGUUGUUCUGAACUCUUGGUAAAUCCAUUAUGGUCAUCUGGCUAUACAAGCUCAUUUUCCUCUCCGUUAUUUGUGCAAGGGGUCAAAACAGCCUCCCUAAUUUGUGGCAAUACAAACGUCCUCAGGUAUAAAUUCAUCUGUAAAAGUUGGACAAUUAGUCCAAAAUUACAUUAGAAAAGGGGCCAGAAUUGAGUGUUGAUUGACAUAAGUUAGGUUGACAAUGUCCUAGUCCAAUGUCCAGGUGUAACCUGAUCGAGAACACAUGUACACAAUUACUUAGUUUAACGUCACAAAACCGUUAUAAUGCAGUCUCUGGACAUUUGAAAACUGACAUUGUGCAUUUAGGAUCAAACAGCUAACUUGAUGACAUGGUGCAUUUGGGAUUAAACAGCUAACCUAUUAAUGCUAUUAAAGGUCUUCAAGAGACCAUAGGUGUAAUGAUGCUACAAAAGAACGAAGUGCUGAAUAUAUAACGCUGCUCAUGUAGAGAUAUAAAAAUAGACUCCACAUGAAAGCGUCGGACUAUAACGCUAGAGGCGAUGCUGAUACGAUCCAACUCCAAUUGAAGUCAAAUAUUUUUCACUGGAUUUGUUUGUUGCCUAGUGAUCGGAAAUCCGGUAUGACUCAGAUCUUAAGAUUUUGCGAACGAAAGAAAGGUGCUAGGUGCGCAGUUCUAUAUCUUACCAAAUGGAAUGGGUGAAGUAAAUGUAACAGAUAUUGUGUUUGAAUUUGCGGUCCCGUUGUAUUCUUUCCACUUGUGUACCACUGAUGUGUGGCCAACGAACAAAGAAGCAUCUCUGGAUACAAAUUCGCACAAUGACUGCCGAAAUUUCUUCAGUCAGCCAUGAAAUUAGCAGAACCAUUGGCAGAACAAAUAUGUCACUGCUGUUACCUAAGAAGUUGUAACGUUGCGGAAAAGAAUUUCACCGAACUUGUUAAGUCGUUGAAGUGAACGUCAGUAGCCCCCCUUCAGAAAUCUUUGCCCGGAAGGAAGGCCAAGAAACCCGGCAACUCAGUUCGGACGUUUCUCAAUGUCUGUAAUCAAUAUGACGUUCCGAUAAGUUUUGAAGUUGGCCCAUAUAUGCAAUUGAAAUGUGAGAAAUGAAUUAAAAAUAAGCGGUCUGAUUUUGUAGUACAAGUGUGGCCGUCCGUUGGUACGUCUGUUUUCCAAGUUCGAGAGCAACAGAUGGCUAUGUCAGUCUUACAUAAUAUUUACAUCGCCAUAACGUCUAUAAAUAUUAGACAUGGAUUCGAAUCCCUUCCGGUGAAAGUGCUGUAACUUGCACAAAUCUAAGCACUACGCCCUCUGUUUUUACCGCGGAGGAUGUGUGGAUGCUGGGGGUGGGUGUGUAUUGAUAUUGUCGUGCCCAUUCUCCUACACAGAGACUGAAAAGAGGAUCCGGACUUACGUAUACCCGCGUCAUCAAACUCCGACGGGCCCUGGAGGACUGAAUGUCGCCGGAUGCGGCUCUGUGUAGGAGAAUGAUCGUCUCCUGAUUAUUCUAAUCCGUGAAACUACCUAUGUCACUGACUCAGCCGAAAUUCCUGCAAAUAUUUGAGUGAGACAGAGGAACUUUUAGUUGCAGUUUUAAUGCACGUUACCAGGUGGCGUAUCUAGCAACGAGGUCAGUAUCAUGAGUAUGGUGGCUGAGCAAGCCGAAAUCAGUACUAGUUGUUACAAAAUACAUGCGCAUAACCUUAAUGGGAACUGGCGGCUUGCACCAUUUAUGUUCUCCCUGUUAAAACCAGAGGUGGAAUUAACUAACUACAUACACUACGUGCCAUUACGUUAAGUAUUUAGUGCAAAUACUGUUAUUACGAAGUAAAGACAAAGCCAUUUAUUAUAUUAACUCUUGCAUAAGAAGUUAUUUCCACAGAACACCAUGAACUUGCACCUUAUCGCCAGUGUAUUAAUGUCCUUUUCAGCAUGACUUUUAUUGGGAGGAAUUCAACUAAUGGUACUUGGCACUUCAUUAUACCAUAUGGCGCUUUGGAUUGUUAAAUACUGUAAAUGCAGAAAUGUUCGCGGUUUUUGCGGUGACCACUUCACCGCGAAUUUAAAACCACCGCGAACAUUUUUCUAUUAUGAAAUUAGAUCGCAGUCUAUGGUGUUACCGCGAACUUAAAUCCACUGCGAAAAGUCCUUUUUCCCGCUACCGCGAAAUUAAAUCCCCGCAAACUUAAAUACAUUUACAGUAACAUUGUGACUGCUGAGUACAAUUGUAUGAAAGCCCUCUAGACUUGGCUUUUCAGUAGAUGCUCUGGCACAAAUCUACAUUAGUAGAGGAAACAACAAAGUUUUAACUUUAAAAAGGGGUCAUAAUAAGAAAUUGGACAAAAAUAUCUAAUCAUUUUGUCUUUAAUCACUUUGUAACAUUCAGAUCACAGUACAUGUAUCUGAGUAUCAUGCGCUGGAUACUAGAUAUUUCAAAUUAUUUGUGACAUACAGACUUAAGCGAAGAGCACACACUUAUUCUGCAUACAUGUUGUUGCCCUCUAUUGUACCAUUUACCAUUUCAUACCCCAACUAGGGAAAGCUGGAAUCUCCACCUUGAACAUCCAGUCAUGUGGAUAAACUAAAGCAAAUGUUACUCAAUUGUGACCCCAUCUAAUAUGAGAUGGUAACUUUUGGUUAACUUCAAAUUACCUGCUAUCAAUGCCAUAUUAAUGGAAAUCAUUUUGUACAUAAAUAAGUGGCAGAU